Messenger RNA from Suillus fuscotomentosus, 980 nucleotides. RefSeq lists its product as uncharacterized. The record is from RefSeq and is a predicted model, not a curated record. The annotation marks the transcript as partial. The transcript is spliced from 5 exons. Lineage: Eukaryota; Fungi; Basidiomycota; Agaricomycetes; Boletales; Suillaceae.
CAGCCCCAAGUACAGCAACAGCGGCCUUCCCCAUCGUCGCUAGUAUUUGAAGACAACGGAGAUCGUCCACAGACCCAGUCAUCGGCGACUGAGAAGCACUUACUCGGCAAUGACAGUUUAGAGGGACAUUCACCGGCUCGUGGUCGUAACGAUCCAUAUGCAGAUUUUGAGCCUGUCCCUCAGGCUCCUCCACCUACGAGAAGCCGGGAUGGUCAUAUGCUGCGCGGAUUGUCGCGGCGCACCAUUUCAGGCCAGGCUCCCAUCAACGCUUCUGGCCUUGGUUGGAUAGUGCCCGUCGACGAGAAACCUCACGUUUGUCGACGAAACAUAGAAGAGCGACUUCGUCCAACUAUUCUCAAAGCGGAGAGUGAGAGGGAACGAUACGCUAACAAGGCGAAAAUGACAGGCUGGGCGUUGAACGUCGCGAUAGGUUUACAAGUUUUACUCGGGGCGCUUACUACGGGUCUUGCAGCGGCAUUGUCCGGUAAGCAGGUUAGUGGCAUGUCGACCUUAGUUGCUUCCUACCUCGCUCGCGCAAGGGGAUCAAAUGAACCAGAACUAUCUAUCACUCGGGUGAAGGACCUGGAUCAAUUCUUAAGAGACUGCCUUGCCUUCGAAAUGGACCAUGGACAUGAAUACGGAACACCUGAAAAUGGGCUGAAUGAUCGACUCGAGUAUCUCAGAAAAAGGUUCGAGGAACUUCUUGGAAACGCUGAUGGGCAGCGGAAGCUUUCCCCGCCUGUUUGAGUGUACUUCUGGAUUUCAAUUAAGGUUCAACCCCACAAACAAGACGGGUGACAAGACUAGUUUGUGAUGUGCGCCACCUUCCUAGUAAUUUAUCUACGAGCCGAUAUGUAGACCUCUCUGAAAUAGUAUUCAGCGUCACCUUGCCGUCCCGAAACACUCACGGCAGAUGGUGACUCUUGCUAAUAUCCAAAAUCUUCCAUCACCCUUAUCCACCAUACCGGAGAGGUGAUCAA